AAUGGAGACUUCUUCCUGCCCAAGAAACAGAGUUGUGCCUCCUCCUUUCAUGAACCACAAUUUCCCUUCAUUAAUUCUUCUAAAAUUUCCAUGAGUUCUUCAUUAUUUCACUGCCAAGACUCUGAUUUCUCGCCGGAAUCUUCCUUGAGCUCCUUCGAAUCUCUCCGAUGGGAAGCUUUUCAAAAAAACGACAACUCUCUGCUCUUUAACGAGAAUGAUUCCGGCGAAAUGCUCCUUCACAACUUGAUCUCAGAGCCCACCUCAUACCCGACGGGGAAUUCUCUCCGGCAGGAUCCGAUCAAGGAAGAGGAGGUGGAUUCGCUCGGAGAAGAAGAACCCCACAAGCCAAAAUCCUACAGAGGAGUCCGCCGGCGUCCAUGGGGGAAAUUCGCGGCGGAGAUACGGGAUUCAACUAGGCAUGGAGUUCGGGUUUGGCUCGGAACGUUCGAUAGUGCCGAGGCGGCUGCUUUGGCUUAUGAUCAAGCCGCUUUCUCGAUGCGGGGCGCCGCCGCCUUUCUCAAUUUUCCAGUGGAAAGAGUUCAGGAAUCUCUCAAGGAGAUGGAAAUGAUCAACUCCGCCGCAUACGGCGGCGACGGUGAAUCUCCGGUGGUUGCUUUGAAGAGAAAACAUUCUAUGAGGAAUAAAUCAAGAAGAAAGAGCAAAAAUAAAGAAGAAAUUGGGAAAACAGAGAGUAAUGUGGUUGUUUUGGAAGAUCUUGGCCCUGAUUAUUUGGAAGAACUCUUGGAGCUAUCUGAGAAUCUCCGGCCAUGGUGAAUUACCGCUCAGCAUCUCGACCCGAAAUCUCGAGAUUAUAAAAAAUUAUUUGAAAGGCUAGAACAACGAGACCCAUACCAGAAAUAGCUACCUUAGCCAUAAUUUUUCCUUGCAUUUUUCAAGCAAGUGAAAAAUAACAAAAUUUCUUUUUUUUUUUUUGUUGUAUUUUAGUGUGAAUGUAUAAAUUAUAUCUAAUUAGUUUGCUUCGUUUUUUCCUUCAAUUGUUAUACGAAAGAUCACGAGAAAUUUGACCGAGUGA
Molecule: messenger RNA, 1033 nt
Organism: Cucurbita pepo subsp. pepo (vegetable marrow)
Lineage: Eukaryota; Viridiplantae; Streptophyta; Magnoliopsida; Cucurbitales; Cucurbitaceae
Product: ethylene-response factor C3
Biological process (GO): ethylene-activated signaling pathway; regulation of DNA-templated transcription
Molecular function (GO): DNA-binding transcription factor activity; DNA binding
Source: RefSeq, a predicted model, not a curated record